UAGAAAAGCAGACCAGUAAUUCCUUCUAUUUGGCAGGCCUGGGCAGCUUAAUGAGACCCUGCCUUUAAAAAUAAGUGUGAGUAAAGGUCCAGGAAAAUAACCCAGAGGCCAAGUGCUUAGCGGGCUUGUGAGAGUGCACUCUCCAGUCCCAAAACUGAAGUAUACAAGCACACAGGUAAUGAGGGUUGUAUUUUACCAACACUGUACCAGUAUGCUUUUCAGUUGGUAAAGGGUGAUGUGUUCCGUUAAUGGAGUCUUUCAGUUUUAAAAUUCAUGGUUACUUUAGUGGUCAGGUUAUCUAGACUAUCGUAUGUUGGUUUUUUUAUAUCAAAGAGAUUUUAACUCUACCAUUAUAUGAAAUGUUCUGUAAAUUCUAUACCUUCAUAUUCAUUGAAUUGUAGAAUGUCUUUAAUUUCUCUAUUUCUUCCUUUGCCCCAGUGGCCAUUCAAUAGAGUUUUCAUGUUUAGUUUUCAUGAGUUUGUAGGCUUUCUGUUGUUGUAAUCUAGCUUCAAUCUAUGGUAGUCUGUUAGGAUACAGGGAAUUAUUUUAAUCAUCUUAUAUUUGUUGAGACUAGCUUUAUGACAGUAUGAAGUCAAUUUUGGAGAAAGUUCUGGAGGUGCUAUAAAGAAGGUAUGUCCUUUUGUGUUUGGGUGAAAGGUUCUAGAGAUACCUGUUCUGUCCAUUUGGGUCAUAAUAUCUGUUAGCGCCAUUAUUUCUGUUUAGUUUUUUUUCUUCUCUGGAUGAUUUGUCCAUUGGUGACAAUGGAGUAUUGAAGUCCCCCACUAUUAAUGUGUUGGGUUCAAUGUGUCAUUUAAGCUUUAAUAGUGUUUCUUUUACAAUUAUGGUUGCCCUUGUGUUUGGGGUAUAGAUGUUCAGAGUGUAGAUGGCAGCUUGGUGGACUUUUCCUUUGAUGCGUAUGAAGUGUCCUUCCUCAUCUUUUUUGAUUAAUUUAGGGUGAAAGUCUAUUUUGUUAGAUAUUAAAGUGGCUACACAAACUUGCUGCUUGGCUCUAUAUCUUUGGAAAAUCUCUUUUCUAACCUUUUACUCUGAGAUAAUGUCUUUCUUUGGUGUUGGGAUGUGUUUCUUAUAUGCAGCAGGAUGAUGGGUCCUGUUUUCACAUCCAUUCUGUUAGCCUGAUAUCAUGAGAUAUCAUUGACCAAUGAUUGUGAAUUCCUAUUCUAUGGUUGUUGGUCUUGGUGGUGGUGGUGGUAUGCAUCUUGAACAGUCUAUUCUUUUCAUUUACCUGUUUCCCCCACCCCCUUGCUUUCUUGGGGAUUUUUUCAUUUCCUCCCAUUGUUUAUUUGUGUUUUCCUGAUAUUUCUUUAACAGAUUUACAUAUUUCCUCUCUAAGGACUUCUAUCAUCUUCCUAGUGUUGGUUUUAAUGUUAUUUUCUUGUGUUAAUUCAGGGGUUGCUAUAGUAGAAUAGCUAGGCUCUGGUGCUACCAUAUUGCCCCAUCUAGUGUUUGUAAAAACUUAAAUAUUUAUCCAUUUCCAGUGGCAGGGCAUGUGGUACAAUUCACCUUGGUGAUACCACUUUACACCAAAAUCCAGAGUGAUAUUUCUUGAUCACCAUCUAAACAGUUAGAAAGAAAAUGGUACCAAUAAAAGCCAUUUAACAAGGCAGUAAGUUAUACUUAGCAUCAAAGAGUUCAGGAAACUUUAACUUAAGAAUUGACAUCCUAAAUGCUGUGUCAUAAUGUGAAAUUCUGUAGUUAAGAAAAUAGCAGCUGGGUGGUGUACACCUUUAAUCCCAGCAUUUGGGAGGCAGAGGCAGGUGGAUUUUUGAGUUCGAGGCCAGCCUGGUCUACAGAGUGAGUUCCAGGACAGUCAGGGCUACACAGAGAAAGACUGUCACGAAAAACAAAACAAAACAGAACAAAACAACAACAACAACCCCCCCCCAACCACAAACAACAACAAAAAAAGAAAAUAGCUAUUUUCUACACAGAUAAAUAACUUCUUUACUCUUCAGGUGAGCUAAAGCCUUGGCUGGGGUUUCUCUCUAGAGGCUCAUGUGUCUGCUACAUCGCAGGCUCCCCUGGGUCAAGUGAGGUAAUUCAUAAGUUAAAGUGGUUGCUCUUCAGCACUUGUAAAGCUUGGCUGCAUAUGAAUGACCCUCACCGUGUGCUUGGUGGACAUGUUCAGUAUGACUCUACAGUGAAUUGCUAUGAUGUCAUCUUGCUCCUUUUGUUUUCCUUAUGGCUGCCAUGCUAAUGUUCACCUUGGGUAACAUAUACUUUAUUUUUAUAACUUUCUAAUUUUUAAACAUAAUAGUGGUCUUUUUGUACUACUUUGGUUUUGGUUAAGCUUCCCUUUCUCUUCUCUUCCCCAUGUUUGCUCAGACAUAGCUCUGGUGUCCUCCUUUCACCUCUAUAGCCUAUGCGCACUGUCAUUCCAAGGGCAUAGCUCUUACUACAUUUUUUUUCUUGACCGUUCUUAAAUAUUUUUGACUUGGUUCUUUUGACUGUCAUUCAUAUUAGAGGUUUUGCAUGAGGUUAAUAUAUAGUAUGGUCUGUCUGGUUAGUGCUAUAUGUAGUUGCCUUUUGACAGCCACUGUAGAAAGCAGUAGAUAAUUCACAAGUGAUAAGUAGUGCUCACAGGCUACUUGUUUUAAUAGACAGCUAGAGGUAAGCCUCCAGCCAAGUGUGUGACUCUGCCUGAAGCACUCAACUUCCUAGGCCAAGUCCACACUCAGAACAGUCAUGUGUUUAAGAGUUGGGGUUGUGAGGCACAGCAGAGCCUGGCCACAGCAUAGUGGGGAUCAUUCUCAGCUUGUUAUAAUGCUAGGGCUGUGCUGUGUAGCUUCCUUGUGGCUGCAUUGUUGUAUUUUAAGUACCCUUGAAUAGAUAUCAGCCUUGUGAGUACAGCAGUCACUCUGCGGCAGAGACACCCCAGAGCAGCAGUACCACAGACCCUAUUGAGCUGUGCAUGCUCCGGUUGUCCAAGACCUCCAAGCUGCUAAGAACUUUACUGAGGUAGAUGGUCCUUGAAUUUUGGUUGAAUUUAUUUCUCAUCCUCUGAUAUGCAUAUGUGUUACCAAUGAGUCCAAAGUGGUUGCUACUUCUUGCUCACUUGGUCUAAUCAGUAUAAUGUCAUCAAUAUAGUGCACCAAUGCGAUACUUUGUGGAAGAUCCAAACGAUCAAGAUCCCUUCUAACUAAAUUAUGACACAGGGCAGGAGAAUUAAUAUAUCCUUGAGACAAAACUGUGAAGGUAUACUGCUGGCCUUGCCAACUGAAAGCAAAUCGCUUCUGGUGGUCCUUAUGGACAGGUAUUGAGAAGAAGGCAUUCGUCAAAUCAAUAGCCGCAUACCAGGUGCCAGGAGAUGUGUUAAUUUGCUCACGUAACGAAACUACACCUGGUACAGCAGCAGCAUUCAGAGUUACUACCUGAUUUAGUUUUCGAUAGUCAACUGUCAUUCUCUGAGAUGGAUCUGUCUUCUGCACUGGCCAGAUAGAGUUAAAUGCAGAUGUGGUGGAAACUACCACCCCUGCAUCUUUCAAGUCCUUGAUAGUGGCAGUAAUUUCUACAUUUCCUCCAGGAAUAUGAUACUGUUUUUGAUUCACUAUUUUCUUUGGCAGAGGCAACUCUGGAGGCUUCCAUUUAGCCUUUCCAACCAUAAUAGCCCUCACUUCACAGUUCAGGGAACCAAUGUGAGAAUUUUGCCAAUUUCUGAGUAUAUCUAUCCCAGUUAUACAUUCUGGAACUGGGGAAAUGACCACAGGAUGUGUCCGGGGACCUACUGGACCUACUGUGAGUCAGACAUCAGUCACAACUCCAUUAAUCACCUGUCCUCCAUAAACCCCUACUUUAACUGGAGGGCCACAAUGUUUCUUGGGAUCUCCUGGGAUCAGUGUCAACUCAGAACCAGUAUCCAAUAGACCCUGGAAAGUCUGAUUAUUUCCUUUCCCCCAGUGUACUGUUACCCUUGUGAAAGGCCGUAGGUCCCUCUGGGGAAGAACUGGAGAAAGCCUAACAGCAAAACUUUUAGGUGUCUUAUCAAGAUCCUUCCUCAGGGGAAGCUGGCCACCCCUUCAUUCAAGAGGUUCUGGAUCUGCAAACUGGCUCAAGUCUGGAAAUUGAUUCACUGGCCAAGACGGUCUUUUGCCACGAUCCAAUGUAGCCUUUCUUUCAUUUUUUUUUGAGUUUUUUUUCUGCUUAUGUAGAUCAAAACAGAUAAGCAGUAGGCUUCUUAUCUGUUUUGUGCCUGGGAACACCAUGACUGAUUAGCCAGUACCAAAGGUCCAAAUGAGUCAUGCCAUUAUAAAUUUCACCUCUCCUGUGCUGACAAUUACAGGGUAUGUCAUUAUAAACAUUGUUUUGUCUACACUGUCCAUUAUAAUAACUAGGAUCACCUUGUCUCUGGAGAUUCAGUGCUGCAUUGCUCAGUCCCACAAGGCAAGCAGGUGAAGAAGAGAGAGUAAAUCUUCCUUCUUGCAAUGUUCUUAUAUAGGUCUCCAGCAGAAGGUAUAGCCCAGAUUAAAGGUGUGUGCCACCAUGCCUUUAAUCCCAGAUGACCUUGAACUCAGAGGUCUCCCUGUCUUAAUCUUCUGGAAUUCAUAGCUACUAUGCCUCAAGAUCUUUAUACCAAGAUCCAGGUCAGAAACUUGUAUCUCCCAGCCUCCAGAUUAGGAUCACUGGUGAGCCUUGCAGUUCUGGACUGUAGUUCAUUCCAGAUAUAGUCAAGUCGACAACCAGGAGUAGCCACUACAGUUGUGUGCAGGAUGCCUGAACCUAGUGGAGAGAGCAGCACCAGCGUGGGUGCCUGGGAGCUCAGGGCCGGAGACGAGUCCUUCACCUCUGCUCACUGUUUGACUGCCUACUUCAUACACUUACUUUUCUGGGUCUUGGGUAUGAAUACAAGCAAAAUGGAAAAAUCCACACCUUCAAGGGCUUAUUUAUCAUGGUGGCCAGUAAUCAAUAAAAUGUCCUUUUAUGUUAGAUAACUGCUGAAGCGUAACAUAAGUAGAACAUGGUAGGAAGUGGAGUACUUUAUAUAAAGGAAGGGCUUUUGUGAUAACAUAAUUAGCAAAUACAUUAAGGAAGUGAGGGCUGCAUGGGUGGCUCAGCAGUUCUGAGUAUGGGCUGCCCUUCUACAGCACCCUCUUCUGGGAGCCCGGCACACUAGUGGUGCAGAAAUGAAUGGAGGCAAAUAUGUAUGCAUAAAAUAGUAAAAUGACCUUUCCAUCAGACAGGUAAGCGGAAAGAAUGUUCCACAGAGGAACAGGUAUGAAGGCCUUGUGUUAUGGCUGACAAAGAGACCUGUGUAUCUGGGGCAAAGUGCAAAGGGAGUGUGGAAAAGGGUCAGAGUGAUGCAGAAGCCAGAUCAUAGAGAACACUGUUAAUUGUUUACGAGGUGUGGAGUCACUAAAGCUUUUAAUCUUUCAUUUGAGAAUAACCUUAGACCCAUAGAAGGGCUGCAAAAGCACUGCUGUUGUCCUGUACUGCUUGCUCAUCGCACUUGUGUACACACACACACACACACACUCACAGGGCAAACUCCCACUGUGACUGUGAAGCUAGGAAACUGCACAAGGAUAAUUCUGCUCGUGCAGAUACAAACCAUUUGGGUCAAAAGAGGAAUCUUGUGCUAGUGAUGAUACAUAUUUCACCUUUAGCCUCACCAGUCACAGAGUCAGACCUGAGGCACGCCUUCACUUUCAGGGCACCUUCUCUCGUGGAUUUUACCAACUUCUGUUAGAUUCCCUGAACACUGCAGGUGAGUUCUCGCCUGCCGGAGCUCGGCCUCUGUCACUUCUCGGCUGGAAUGCCCUGAUUCUCCUCCGCAUUUGGUACCACUUGCCUUAGCACCCUCCUGCCCAUUCACCCAUCACACUACUGUUUCAGGAACAGCUCUAAACCAGACAUUUCAUACCAUUUUGCUGCUAAAACAUCUGACUUCACACACACACACACACACACACACACACACACACUCCCUCGAACAAACAGUUCAGUUAGUGCUGCUCAUAUACACAUGGGUGUGAGACUAUCUACUGGAACAAGAUCAGUUUACCAGAGUCCACACCCCUAAAGAAAACUGACUUUCCCUCUUAGCAGCCAUAAACUCUUCAGCUAAGGGUGGCAUCUCAUAUGCCCCUCCCCCAUCCCUGAUAGACUCAAUUUGUUUUGUUUUUUGUUUUUUGUUUUUCAUUUUGGUAUCUUCCUGUGGUGAAUAGUUCUUUAAGUAUGAGAAAAUUACCUCUAUGUAGACAGUUCUUCCAGUCAAGAGUUGCAUGUACCUACACUGAAGUGACAGUACAACAGAAUUCAUCACCCCCAUGUGCCCUGCUCUCACUCCUUACAGUCAGCCAUCUCCCUGCCUUUUGCAAACACUGGCUUCUGUUCCUUACUUACGGUGUCGUGUUUGUAAGAGGGUCAUAAAUGAAAUCAUAUUUAUGUUCCCUUUCAAGUCUACCUUCAGUUGCCUUAAACUAUGACUAUGACUUGAUUGCUCUGUUGUGUGUAAUGCAAGGGUUUUUGUUGUUGAUGUUGUUCCUUUUUGUAAAAUGUUCAAUUGUAUAGAUGUACCAGUUUGCAUAUUCAUUGCUUAAAGGGCAUAGAGAUUGUUUUCAUCUUUGGAUAUUGAGGUUCUCAAUUUUUAAAACCAGCACUUUGGUCCUUUGCUAAAGAUAGAUUAGAGUAAUGGGGUGCGGUGGGUGCCUAGCUUACAGUUAGGUGGUAGAGUUAACACAUGCACUUUACUUUGAGUGGCAUGUACCACAUGCUUGCUGGGACCCAAAGAGAGUGGAAGAGGGUCUCAGGGCAACUGGGGUUACAUAUGGUUAUGAGCUUUCACGUUAGUGCCGGGAAUCAGGCCGGGGAGUCCUCUGGAAGAGCAACAGGUGCUCUUACCCAUGGGGCUGUCCCUCCAGCCAUAUAUAUAUAUAUAUAUAUGAAGCAAGUUGUGCCUGCUUCUAAAAUUGGGCAAAAGCAAAUAGAGCAUAUUUUGAACUGUUUUAAUUAAAGGUAUUCUUCCUAAACUAGGUUUAAUAGAGUGUAACAUCAUGUAUGCACUGUUACUGUCUUAGUCACUAUUCUAUUGCUGUGACGUGACACCAUGAUCAAGGCAACAUAUGAAGAAAGCCGUUGAUUAGGGGCUCACCAACAGUUUCAGAGGCUUGGUCCAUUAUCAUCGUGUCAGGGAGCGUGGCAUCAGAAACAUAGUGCUGGAGAAGUAGCUUAGAGCUACAUGCUGAUCUACAGGCAAAGAGUGAGAGAGAGCCAGAGACUGACACGGGCUUCUGAAACCUCAGAGUCCAAUUCCAGUGACACACUUCCUCCAACAAGGUCACACCUCCAAUCCUUUUAAUCCUUUCAAACAAUUCCACUCCCUGGUGACUAGACAUUAAUCUAUUAUAUAUUCUAACUCUUGUCUCUUACCCGUGUGCUGCUGAUUCCUACCCCGACUUAUGAGUUACUAUGUAUGCAGAGGGUUUUUUUUUUUUUCCCUUCAUAGUUUUGUUCUUAUGGGAAAAAUGUUGACACUGGGCAUGUUUAUAUCUUAUGAACCCUCAUAUGGUCUCAGUAGAGAGGGGAAAUAGCUCAGUAAAUGAGAGCACUCUUGGGCCCAUGCCUGAGAGCCUGAGCUUGGAUCUCUAGGGACUGUGUGAAAAGCCGGGCAUGGCCCCGUUCUCCUGUAAUCCCAGUGCUGGGGAGAGAGGGCCCGGACGGAGAUUUUGGGGGUUUACUGACUAAUCAUCCUAGCCAGGUUCAGUGAGAGACCAUCUCAGGAAGUAAGGCCGAGAACAAAGUCCCACUCUGGGUUCAGACGUUUAAAAUGUAAAUGUCGGGCUAAGGAGCUGGCUCAGUGGUUAAAAGCUCUUCCCACACCAGUAUGAGGUUCACAGUCGAGAGAACUCACAAAAAUUCAGGGUGGGUCUGGUGGCUCAUCUGUAAUUCCAGUCCCAGAAGACAGAGAUAGGGGACCCAUCAGAGCAAGCUGGCUAGCACCACAACUGCACUGGCAAGCUCUGGGUUUGAUGGUGAAACUGUGCCUCGAUAAAUAGUAUAGAAGAGUAAUUCAGAUGAUUCCUGACUUCCACCUCUGGCCUCUACAUAUAGAUGCACCAUAAACACACACACACACACACACACACACACACACACACACACACACACACACACAAGAAAAAAAGUAAAAUUACAUUGAACUCGAGCAGUAAUGGGAUUAUCCCGCCAUCUUGCAUAGGUACUAAGAGCUCUCUGACUAACACGACAGUGGAAGCGUCUGUGAUAAGCAGUGGCCAGCGUGAACACUUCUCCUUCAGUACUUCCCAACCACAGGCUCCGAGCUUCCUGUGGAAAUGACUCGCAAUCUCUCUCUGUCCCUCUGUGUCACUGUCUCUCUCCCCCCUCUCCCCGUCUCCUGCCUUGCUUACUAGUUCACUAGGAAGAAUUUGAAUGCUCGCACAGACUAUGGAAUUAGAAUGACUAUAAAACACAGUUUUGGUGGUAUUGCCUGCUUGCUUUAGUAUAGGUUUUCCCAUUUGUCUUAUUUUAAGCAACUUUCAUAAUUGAGAAUCUAUUUAAUUAUCAACAGUAUUUUUUAAAUUUAAAAUUCUGAGUGGCUGUUUUCCACGCUGUUGCUUAAGUUUCUCGAGCUACCAGAGACUGGCUGUUAUUUACAACUUGGGCCUUAGCAUCUUAGUCAGGGUUCAAAGGCUGUUACAGAGAAUGUAAUUGCCAAGUAUUAUAUAUAAUACAAAGUACAGCAAUUACAUUCUCUAUACAAUGAACAUUUUCCUUAACAUACAUUUUAGAAACUGUAGAAAUCGGUUAUAACCAAAACAUUUAUAGGCCAGUGACUUCUUAAAUGUCUUAUUUAUGGGGAAAUAACCAAUUUUUUCAGAAAUAAUGAUUGUUUGAUAGACUUGAAUUAAUAACACGAACAGAAGCAUACUUUCUGUUUUAUAGCCUUGAAGCAACUUUUUAGUGAGAUGGGAAAACACUAGCUUACCUUCUAUAGCAUUAUAAACUUAUCUAAAUACCCUUCUCAAAGCUCUGACGUGGAGCUUGGAUCCUGUCAGGCAGGCUUUUGUGUGGGCGUGCUCGCUGACUACCUGUCUCUCGGCUCACCUAUAGGCAGUGACAUUUGUCUCAGCCUCUGCUCUGGCCUGUUCCUCAGGGACACUGCUGAGACCUUUGGCUCAGCAUGGACGGUGUUUGAAGAGCUCAGUUCAGAGGCGCUUUGGCUUUCGAAUAGAGAGGCUUAAAGAGCAAGGGAAAGUCCUUCAGCCGAGUUUCUCAAGAGUGCCGCCAUGGAGAUUUACAAGCUGACCGUGCCGGCCAGCAGCCUCGGAGGAGGAGAUUCUUUAUUACCUCAGAUGCAUUGGAUACUGAGAGCAGGUCUACUGCUCGACUAGUUAGAUCUUUAUAAUCUUGUCCUUUCAUUUGACAAGGAUUUAAUUAUUCUAAUUGGGACUAUUUUUGUUUGUUGCAUUUAUUUAUUUAUUUAUUUGUUGCUUUUGUAUUUUUUGAUUAAUGUCCUUUUUUGAAAUUUGAGGUUUUGUUUUUUUUUUAAGCUGAACUUUUGUAUCUUUUGUUGUUCAGUUUAUAUGAAUUUAUUUUAUUUGUGAGUAUUAAAAAGAAAACUUUGUGCCAGUAUGGGAUCUCUUAAUAAAUCAACAAGGACUCUGUGAUGUAGUUAGUAGUAGAUUGGAUGGAGCAGACGGAGAACCUUGGCAGCUUUAUCUAGAAUGGAUUCUUACAGGACCUACUUGGCCACUGGCCAGCUCAGUGGCUCUUGGUUGGAAGACCAGGAGGAAGACGUCUAUGAAGUUGAAUCUCGAGUGCCUCUGCCAUAUCCUUAUCCUCUGUGUGAACAUUUGGAUGACAGUAACUCAGUAAUUAUCAACACUUCUGUUUUUCAUUUUACUCACAGAAGAAACGGACAUAUAGUAAAGCUUAUUUCUAAAAUUUCACUGCCUACCCCUCCUUAUUCACUUGAACAUGCGAAAGUUACACAGACAGAGUUGAUGCGUGAGUCCUUUAGACAAAAACAAGAGGCAACAGAGUCACUUCAUUGCCUGGAAGAACUGCGAGAGCGCCUUCAGGAGGAGUCCAGGGCCAGGGAGCAGCUGGCCGAGGAGCUCAAUAAAGCUGAGAGUGUCAUUGAUGGGUACUCGGAUGAAAAAACUCUCUUUGAAAGGCAAAUUCAAGAAAAAACCGAUAUUAUAGAGCAUCUUGAGCAGGAGGUGUUAUGUAUGAACAACAGACUGCAGGAGCUAGAGUCAGACCAACGCCGGGUGGAAGAGGAACGGCAGCUGCUGUGCAGGCAGAGGGAGGCGAUGAGAGCAGAGGCUGGCCCCGUGGAGCAGCAAUUUCUGCAGGAGACAGAAAAACUAAUGAAGGAAAAGUUGGAAGUACAGUGUCAAGCUGAAAAAGUCCGUGGUGACCUUCAGAAGCAAGUGAAAGCUCUAGAAAUAGAUGUUGAAGAACAAGUCAGUAGGUUCAUAGAACUGGAGCAAGAGAAAAACGCUGAACUCACAGAUCUAAGGCAGCAAAGCCAAGCGCUGGAGAAGCAGCUGGAAAAAAUGAGAAAAUUUUUAGAUGAGCAGGCCAUCGAUAGAGAGCACGAGAGAGAUGUUUUUCAGCAGGAGAUACAGAAGCUGGAGCAUCAGCUUAAGGCUGUGCCUAGAAUCCAGCCUGUGAGUGAGCACCAAGCCAGAGAGGUUGAACAGUUAACUAAUCACUUGAAAGAGAAAACAGACAGGUGCAGUGAGCUGCUGCUAUCCAAGGAGCAACUGCAGCGAGACAUUCAGGAGAGGAAUGAGGAGAUUGAGAAGCUGGAGUGCCGAGUGCGAGAGCUGGAGCAAGCCCUGCUGGCUAGUGCAGAGCCCUUCCCCAAGGUAGAGGACCAGAAAAGGUCUGGAGCUGUAGAAGCAGACCCAGAAUUAUCCCUAGAAGUUCAGUUGCAGGUGGAGCGGGAUGCUACAGACAGAAAACAGAAAGAGAUCACCAACCUAGAAGAACAAUUAGAACAGUUUCGGGAAGAACUGGAAAAUAAGAACGAUGAGGUCCAGGAGCUCCUCAUGCAGCUGGAGAUUCAGAGAAAAGAGUCCACCACCCGCCUGCAGGAGCUGCAGCAGGAAAACAGGCUAUUUAAGGAUGAAAUAGAAAAACUUGGGUUUGCCAUGAAGGAAUCUGAUUCUGUAUCUACUCGGGAUCAGCCCAUGCUGUUUGGCAAAUUUGCACAGCUAAUACAAGAAAAGGAGAUUGAAAUUGACCGGUUAAAUGAGCAGUUUAUAAAACUGCAGCAGCAACUUAAACUCACAACGGAUAACAAGGUCAUUGAAGAACAAAAGGAACAGAUACAAGAUCUGGAAACCCAGAUUGAACGUUUGAUGAGUGAGCGAGAACAUGAGAAGAAACAGAGAGAGGAAGAAGUAGAGCAGCUCACUGGGGUGGUUGAGAAACUGCAGCAGGAGGUGGUCAGCACUGAACAGCAGAGAGAGGGUGCCAGGACCCUCCCAGAAGAUGAGGAGAGCUUUAAACAUCAGCUGGACAAGGUGACUGCUGAAAAGCUGGUUUUAGAGCAACAAGUAGAAACCACCAACCAGGUAAUGACGCACAUGAACAAUGUCCUUAAAGAAAUCAAUUUCAAAAUGGAUCAGAUAACACAAUCACUGUGCAACUUGAAUAAAGAAUGUGCCAGCAAUGAAGAACUUCCAAGUCUACCUAAGGAAAGUGUCCACAUGACUGUGCAUGAGCUAGGCAGUGACAAUCUGCAGCCAGAAGAUGCCCCUGCCCAGGAUGUGACCAAACCUCUAGAAAAACAGACCUCCCUUACGCGUCUUCAGAAAAGCCCUGAAGCUUCUAGAACACAAGAAAUAGAGUCCCUGGCAAGCUCUGUUGGCGCCAAGGACGUUGAGCUUACCCAGUGUCGUGAACAAACAGAAACCAUACAAGAGCAAGCCCAGUCUGAGACAGACAGGCUUCAGAAGAAGCUCACAGACCUGCAGAGAAGCCUUGAGAAGUUCGCCGCUGCACUGGUCAGUCAGGUCCAAAUGGAGGCAGCUCAGGAGUAUGUGCCGUUCCACCAAGAAAAGCAGCCGGUUUCAUCAGCACCCGGAAGCACAGAUAUACAGAAUGCAAAUGGUCUGACUGGAGCCAGCACGGAGUCACUCAUCCCCACAGUGACCCUGAGGCUAGCAGAGGUGGAGAGCCGUGUAGCUGAAGUGCACAGUGGUACAAUGUCAGAAAAACUUGUGGGAAUUGUGGGGGGAAAUGCUUCAGAGACAGAAAAGAGAGUUAUAGAGCUACAGAAGCUAUUGGAGGAGGCCGAGGAAAGACCGGAAGAGGGAGGAGAACAAAGCUCUCGGGAUGGGGAGGUCAGUUUUCAUUUGAUUACAACUGUGAAUCUCACUCACGCCAGUGGAGAUCGUGGGGUUUUGGGUGGACCUGAAGCUCUUGAAGCUGAGUCCGUAGCCACUUCAGAACUUGCCAGUUAUAAAGAAAGGACAGAAAAACUUGAAGAAGAUCUUUUCGUAAGAGAAAGCUACAUGACAUCACUGCAGAAGGACUUAGGCCAAGUUAAAGAUCCACUCACAGAAGCCAAGGAGAAACUAUCCUACUCCUUAGAAAAAGAAAAGAGGACUGGAGAACAGGAAAGCAGAGAGGCCCCCAUACCAGAGCCACCUUCUGUUGAAGUAGGUGGCUGCUCUGGGCUCACAGAGAGAACAGACAAGGUGAGCAGCAGCGGCAAUCAGACCCUGCAGAUCCUUCUUAGAGACGCAGCGAUUCAGACUGACUUACAGAGUGAGAGCUCCCAAGAAGAGGUCAGAGAUACCAUCAAUCAACUUACUAAAAAAAUGGAGCACAUACAAGAGCUACAUGCCGCUGAGAUUUUGGAUAUGGAAUCCAGACAUAUUUUAGAAACUGAGUCUUUGAAGAAAGAACAUUAUGUUGCGAUCCAGUUACUGACUAAGGAAUGCGAGACCCUGAAGGAGAUGACCCAGUGUCUGAGAUGCAAAGAGGGAUCCUCCAUUCCUGAAUUGGCAGAUUCUGUUGCUUAUCAAAGUAGAGAAGUCUAUUCCAGUGAUUCUGAAUCAGACUGGGGUCAAAGCCAGGGAUUUGAUACAGCAAUAGAAGGCCGAGAAGAAGGGGAAACAUCAGCAGAUUUAUUUCCAAAGAAAAUAAAGGGGUUAGUGAAGGCUGUCCACAGUGAGGGCAUGCAGGUGCUCUCUCUCUCCAGUCCCCUCUGUGAUGAUGGAGAGGACCGUUCCAUUCAGCAGCUUUCGGAAUCUUGGCUGAAAGAGAGACAAGCUUACCUCAAUACCAUCUCAUCUCUUAAAGAUUUAAUUUCUAAGAUGCAAGUGCGAAGAGAAACUGAGGUCUAUGACAGGUGUCACCUCUCAGACUGGCGAGGUGAACUUCUGCUUGCCUGUCAGCGUGUUUUCAUAAAGGAACGUAGUGUUUUACUAGCUACAUUCCAAACUGAGCUGACAUCUCUCAGCACUAGAGAUGUGGAUGGAUUGUUAAACUCUUUGGAACAGAGAAUACAAGAGCAGGGCAUUGAAUAUCACACAGCAAUGGACUGCCUGCAGAAAGCAGAUAGGAGGAGUUUACUGGCUGAAAUCGAAGAUCUGCGUGCUCAGAUUAAUGGCGGGAAAAUGACUCUGGAAAGAGAACAAGGAACUGAGAAAAGCAGCCAAGAACUCCUGGACUGCAGUAUGCAGCAGAAGCAGUCGCUGGAAAUGCAACUGGAACUCAGCAGCCUGAGAGACAGAGCAGCCGAGCUGCAGGAACAGCUGAGUUCGGAAAAGAUGGUGGUUGCGGAACUAAAAAGUGAACUUGCACAGGCAAAACUGGAAUUGGGAACAACACUCAAGGCCCAGCAUAAGCGCCUAAAGGAAUUAGAAGCAUUCAGGUCGGAAGUUAAGGAGAAGACGGAUGAAAUCCAUUUCCUUAGUGAUACAUUAGCAAGGGAACAGAAGAAUUCAUUAGAGCUGCAGUGGGCUUUGGAAAAGGAAAAGGCCAGGUCGGGACACCACGAGGGACGGGAAAAAGAAGAACUCGAGGAUCUGAAAUUUUCACUUGAGGAUCAGAAACGGAGAAAUACACAGUUAAACCUCCUUUUGGAACAACAGAAGCAGCUACUAAAUGAAUCUCAGCAGAAAAUAGAGUCACAGAAAAUGUUGCAUGAUGCCCAGUUAUCAGAAGAACAAGGCCGCAACUUAGGGCUUCAAGCUCUCCUGGAGUCAGAGCAAGUUAGGAUUCAGGAGAUGAAGAGCACACUAGACAAGGAACGGGAGCUGUAUGCCCAGUUGCAGAGCCGUGAAGAUGGCGGGCAGCCCCCGCCAGCCUUGCCUUCUGAGGACCUACUUAAAGAGCUACAGAAACAACUGGAGGAAAAACACAGCCGCAUAGUAGAACUGUUAAGUGAAACUGAAAAAUAUAAACUAGAUUCCUUGCAAACAAGGCAACAGAUGGAAAAGGACAGGCAGGUUCAUCAGAAGACACUGCAGACAGAACAGGAGGCAAACACCCAGGGCCAAAAGAAAAUGCAGGAGCUGCAGUCCAAAGUGGAAGAGCUGCAGCGCCAGCUCCAGGAGAAAAGGCAGCAGGUGUACAAGCUAGACCUGGAGGGAAAGCGACUGCAAGGGCUUAUGCAGGAAUUCCAAAAGCAGGAGCUGGAGCCGGAGGAGAAACCGGGAAGCAGAGGCCUUGUGGAUCAGAAUCUGAAUGAGCCAGCCACCUGGAACUUCACUGAUGAUCGGACUAGAAAUUGGGUUCUUCAACAGAAAAUGGGAGAGGCCAAAGACAGGAACUUCACAAAGUUGAUUGAAAUAAACGGAGGAGAACUUGACCAUAAUCAUGACUUGGAAAUGAUCAGACAGACACUCCAGCAUGUGGCUUCAAAACUUCAGCAUGUAGCCCAGAAAGCCUGCAGCAGGCUGCAGUUUGAAACAGCCGGUGAUGAUGCAUUUAUUUGGAUUCAGGAGAAUAUUGAUGGAAUUAUUUUGCAACUACAGAAACUAACUGGCCAGCCAGGUGAUGAGCACAGCUUAGGACCCCCCAGUUCUUCCUGUGGCUCCUUAACUGAAAGCCUAAUGAGACAAAAUACUGAGUUAACAAGACUUAUCAACCAACUAACAGAAGAAAAGAACACCUUACGGAGCAUUGUCAUAAAGCUGGAGGAGCUGAACAGGUGCUACUGGCACACAGGAGCCAGCAGAGACUGUUGUUCUAGGUUCUCAUUUAUUGAUCCAGCUGACAUCGAAGCCAUCAUUGCUUCAGAAAAGGAAGUCUGGAACAGAGAAAAGUUAUCUCUUCAGAAAGCCUUGAAGAGGGCAGAAGCAAAAGUGUACAAGCUAAAAGCUGAACUACGAAACGAUGCCUUGCUUCGGAAUCUGGGCCCUGACACUGAUCAUGCUGCCCUGCAGAAAAUUUAUAAUAAAUACUUGAGAGCUUCAAGUUUCCGGAAAGCUCUCAUAUAUCAGAAAAAAUACCUGCUGCUGCUCCUGGGGGGAUUCCAGGAGUGUGAAGACGUCACCCUGGGGGUUCUUGCCCGAAUGGGGGGACACCUAGCCUUGAAAGAUUCCAAGACCAUCACCAACCACCCGAAGGCAUUCAGCAGGUUUCGCUCCGCCGUCAGAGUGUCCAUUGCGAUUUCAAGAAUGAAAUUUUUGGUGCGGCGGUGGCAGCAAGUGACAAGUACUAGCUCCAUCAAUAUUAACAGGGAUGGAUUUGGACUGAGUCCAGGCAUUGAAAAGACUGAUCCAUUCUAUCAUUCUCCUGGUGGGCUGCAGCUCUAUGGAGAACCAAGACACACAAUGUACCGUUCAAGAUUUGAUCUGGACUAUCCUCGGUCUCUCUUACCAUUGCAGAAUAGGUACCCGGGUACUCCAGGAGACUUAAAUUCUAUUUCAAUGGCUUCUUCUCAACUUCACCAGUACAAUCCUGAUAAAUCUCUGACAGAUUACGUCACUCGGCUAGAGGCGCUGAGAAGGCGACUUGGAGCUAUACAGUCAGGGUCCACUACUCAAUUUCACUUUGGCAUGAGGAGAUAAUCCGUUGAAACAUUAAUUGAAUAUUAAAUAGAUUCCCUUUUGUAAAUCAAUGGCUCUUUUGUGCUUUUGUAUUGUGAAUAUUCGAUGGGACCAAUACAUGCACAGCUUAUGAUUGUAUACAAAUCCUUAGCAGCAGCACAUGAAGACAAACUGGAGUUUGUGUAUAUAAGCAAUGUGUGUGUGUUCAUGCACAGUAAUCAUUAAAUUACAUGUAUAUUUGUGGAAUGCUAAUUUAAGUGAUUAAAUUAUAAACUUUGUGUAUUUAUCAGGUGGGUGAAAAGAUUAAACUUUUUCAAAUGACAGUGCUGCUGGACGAGUACCUUGCGGUGCCCUGCGCUUUUCUUACAAAGCUACUGAAGUUACAUGUUUCUGCUUAAUAUAUUUGCUACUGGUGAUGAAGACAACAUAUCACUUGUAGAGACCUAUUUUUGUAUAAUGGUCAAAGUUUUGAACUUUAUGGGUAUUUUGUCAAGUACUGAAAUAAAAAGACCUCACCAUUUUCACCUUA
Mus musculus (house mouse) is the source of this 16521-nucleotide messenger RNA. It is a transcript of the gene Akap9, whose product is annotated as A kinase anchor protein 9. The transcript has 29 exons. Gene Ontology annotation, biological process: signal transduction. Bases 9699 to 16013 code for a protein of 2104 amino acids. NCBI's taxonomy places the organism in Eukaryota, Metazoa, Chordata, Mammalia, Rodentia, Muridae. Gene Ontology annotation, molecular function: molecular adaptor activity. The record is from RefSeq and is a predicted model, not a curated record. Gene Ontology annotation, cellular component: cytoplasm; microtubule organizing center; centrosome.